This is a messenger RNA of Kickxella alabastrina, 646 nucleotides long. RefSeq lists its product as uncharacterized. Gene Ontology annotation, biological process: translational initiation. Gene Ontology annotation, molecular function: RNA binding; translation initiation factor activity. Gene Ontology annotation, cellular component: cytoplasm. Lineage: Eukaryota; Fungi; Kickxellomycota; Kickxellomycetes; Kickxellales; Kickxellaceae. The record is from RefSeq and is a predicted model, not a curated record. The transcript is spliced from 2 exons. The coding region runs from base 76 to 585 and encodes 169 amino acids.
AAUUUUUGUUUAUUUCAAUCGCCUUUUUUUAUAUAUAGUUGCAUUUAUUAAUCGCAAUUAAGCCAUCAGUAUAUAAUGAAGAACAAGGGAAAAGGAGGAAAAACACGCCGUCGCGGAAAGAACGACACAGAGGGAGAGAAACGCGAGCUGAACUUUAAGGAUGACGAGCAGGAGUACGCAUAUGUGACAAAAAUGCUCGGGCACGGACACCUCCAAGCUACCAGCAUGACGGGAGAAAUCCUCCGCGUCAGCAUUCGCGGUAAGCUGCGCAAGAAGGUGUGGAUUACGCCUGGAAACCUUGUUCUGGUGUCUGCUCGUGAGUUUGAGACUGUCAAGGAGGACACAGUGAGGAACGUCGACCUUAUUCUCAAGUAUAACGAUGACGAAGAGGCGCAGCUUAAGCGGUAUGGGGAGAUCCCUGAUGUCAAGGUUCAGCGGGAUACGGAUGGUGGUGCGGAUGAUGGCGAUGAGGGCAAUAUUGAGUUUAACGAGGAUUACGAUUCGGAGAAUGGCGAUGAUGACGAUAGCGAUGUUGAGGUGUACCGCGACUAUGAUCUGACCAACAUCGACAUUGACGAUAUUUAAAUAUUUAAAUAUUUAUUUCAAAUAAAGGCAAUUUUUAGACUCGACGAUUUUUUAUACGAUA